GCUGCUGCUGCUCCUGCAAGUUUCUUGCUGGAGGUUUCUUUUGCAAGCUGUGCAAGGAAAAUAAGCCAAGGAGUCAUGCGGGCUGGCAAAGGCCUGGACACCUCGAUGCCAAGGAGCACUCAGCAAUCUGGGGGAGAACGGAGGAUGAUUUGAGGGACCUGGUCUUCAGGGAGCUCAUCAAAGGAGCAGCAAAGCAGAGUUAUGUCAUGCCCAGACCACCAAAGGGCUCCAUGAGGAUUUAUGGAAGAUGCCCCGUGUCUUGGCGCCUCUGGUGCUCCUUCUGCUGUGGCUGAUGAGGAUCUCUGCCAGCCCCCAUUCCCUGAGGAUUGCUGCCAUCCUGGACGACCCCAUGGAGUGCAGCAGAGGGGAGAGGCUCUCCAUCACCCUGGCCAAGAACCGCAUCAACCGCGCGCCCGAGCGGGCGGGGAAGGCCAAGGUGGAGGUGGACAUCUUCGAGCUGCUGCGGGACAGCGAGUACGAGACAGCAGAAACCAUGUGCCAGAUUCUCCCCAAAGGAGUGGUUGGAGUCCUGGGACCUUCCUCAAGCCCAGCCUCGAGCUCUAUUAUCAGCAAUAUCUGUGGGGAGAAGGAGGUUCCUCACUUCAAAGUGGCACCGGAGGAGUUCCUGAAGCUGCAGCUCCAGCGCUUCACCACCCUCAACCUCCAUCCCAGCAACACCGACAUCAGCGUGGCCGUGGCAGGAAUCCUGAAUUUCUUUAACUGCACCACUGCCUGCCUCAUCUGUGCCAAAGCUGAAUGCCUUUUAAACCUGGAGAAGCUGCUCCGGCAGUUCCUCAUUUCCAAGGACACGCUCUCGGUGCGGAUGCUGGAUGACAGCCGGGAUCCCACCCCUCUCCUGAAGGAGAUCAGGGAUGACAAGACAGCCACAAUCAUUGUCCAUGCCAACGCUUCCAUGUCCCACACCAUCCUGCAGAAGGCAGCUGAGCUGGGGAUGGCAUCUGCCUAUUACACCUAUAUCUUCACUAAUCUGGAGUUUUCCCUCCAGCGCCUGGACAGCCUGUUGGACGACAGAGUCAACAUCCUGGGAUUUUCCAUUUUCAACCAGUCUCAUGCCUUCUUCCAAGAGUUUGUCCAGAGCCUCAACCAGUCCUGGCAGGAGAACUGUGAUCACGCUCCAUUCACUGGGCCAGCACUCUCCUCUGCCCUGCUCUUCGACGCCGUGUACGCCGUGGUGACGGCCGUGCAGGAGCUCAACCGCAGCCAGGAGAUCGGGGUGAAGCCCCUGUCCUGCGGCUCUGCCCAGAUCUGGCAGCACGGCACCAGCCUCAUGAACUACCUGAGAAUGGUAGAAUUGGAAGGUCUCACCGGCCACAUCGAAUUCAACAGCAAAGGCCAACGGUCCAACUACGCCCUGAAAAUCCUGCAGCACACCCGGGCUGGAUUCCGGCAGAUUGGCCACUGGCACGUGUCUGAAGGACUCAGCAUGGACAACAGGAUCUUCUCCUCCAACAUAUCAGACAGUCUGUUCAACACCACGCUCAUUGUCACCACCAUCCUGGAAAACCCUUACUUAAUGCUGAAGUGGAACCACCAGGAGCUGGAAGGCAACGACCGCUACGAGGGCUUCUGCGUGGACAUGCUGAAGGAGCUGGCAGAGAUCCUGCGCUUCAACUACAAGAUCCACCUCGUUGGGGACGGGGUUUACGGUGUCCCCGAGGCCAAUGGCACCUGGACAGGGAUGGUGGGCGAGCUCAUUGCCCGGAAGGCUGACUUGGCUGUGGCGGGGCUGACGAUCACGGCGGAGCGGGAGAAGGUGAUUGAUUUCUCUAAGCCCUUCAUGACUCUGGGAAUUAGCAUUCUCUACAGAGUUCAUAUGGGAGUCAUCAGAGAAAUCCAGGACCAAACAGCCCUGUUCCUCCUCCUCUUCCCCAAUGUCCUGCUCAUCCAGGCUCUCUGGUCACCAGUAUAUUCCCAGAAAACUGGUUCUCACUGGCUGAAAGCGAAGACUUCCAAGAACAACUCAGGAGGGUUGACACCCUACGAGUGGUACAGCCCCCACCCCUGCUCCCAAGGCCGCUGCAAUCUCCUGGUGAACCAGUACUCUCUGGGCAACAGCCUGUGGUUCCCAGUGGGGGGGUUCAUGCAGCAGGGCUCCACCAUCGCCCCCCAGGCACUGUCCACGCGCUGCGUCAGUGGAGUCUGGUGGGCAUUCACCUUGAUCAUCAUCUCCUCCUACACGGCCAACCUGGCCGCCUUCCUCACGGUGCAGCGCAUGGACGUCCCCAUCGAGUCCGUGGAUGACCUGGCUGACCAGACCACCAUCGAGUACGGCACCAUCCACGGCGGCUCCAGCAUGACCUUCUUCCAAAACUCCCGCUACCAGACCUACCAGAGGAUGUGGAACUACAUGUACUCCAAGCAGCCCAGCGUCUUCGUGAAGAGCACGGAGGAGGGGAUCGCGCGCGUGCUGAACUCCAACUACGCCUUCCUGCUGGAGUCCACCAUGAACGAGUAUUACCGUCAGCGCAAUUGCAACCUCACGCAGGUCGGGGGCCUUCUGGACACCAAGGGCUACGGGAUUGGCAUGCCCGUCGGCUCUGUGUUCCGAGACGAGUUCGACCUGGCCAUCCUCCAGCUGCAGGAGAACAACCGCCUGGAAAUCCUCAAGCGCAAGUGGUGGGAAGGAGGGAAGUGCCCCAAAGAGGAGGACCACAGAGCCAAAGGCCUGGGGAUGGAGAAUAUUGGUGGAAUCUUCGUGGUGCUCAUCUGUGGCUUGAUCGUAGCAAUUUUUAUGGCAAUGCUGGAAUUUCUGUGGAGCCUUCGACACUCUGAGCAGUCAGAGGUGUCGGUGUGCCAAGAGAUGGUGACGGAGCUGCGCAACAUCAUCCUGUGCAAGGACAGUUUCCAGCCCCGCCGGCGGCGCGGGGGGCCGGUACGGACUCGCCCCGUUAUCCCGGAGGAGCGCCGAGCCCGCAGCACAACCACGCUCAGCAACGGGAAGCUGUGCAGCGGGGGGGAGCCAGACCCCCUGGCACAAAGACUGGCACAAGAAGCCGCCCUGGUCGCCCGGGGGUGCACCCACAUCAGGGUGUGCCCCGAGUGCCGCCGCUUCCAGGGGCUGCGGGCGCGGCCGGCCGCGGGAUCGCCCGCGCGGAGCGAGGAGAGCCUGGAGUGGGACAAGACCACCAACAGCAGCGAGCCCGAGUAACGCCGGGGACCGGGGGGCGCAGGGGAGGGGGCGAGAGGGUCCUGUUCCAUUUUACAGAACACGGACUUGUACAAUGUCGACUCGUUUUUAAACCACUAGCGGUCACCCGGCUUCCCCGGGGCAAGGCGGACCUUUGGGCCUGGCCGGAGGGUUUCGGUGUCCCGGGGGACACGGGGCUGGCUGAAGCCUGGUGUGGCAGGAGAGAGGUCCUCAGGCUGGUCUCCGGUGGUUGUCUCCGUGCCACCGAAGGAGGAAGGACGUGGUGGUAACUGGUGUAGCAGGUAUUGCCCACCCAGGGUGGAGGCAAGAGCGGUUCUUGGAACUUCUCCGCCACGCCCAGGUCAGGAGAAGGGACACCGGCGCUGUCUCUCCACCAAACAGACUUACCAGGGGGUGUUCUCGACGGGCGGGGGG
Messenger RNA from Lepidothrix coronata (blue-crowned manakin), 3583 nucleotides. It is a transcript of the gene GRIK4, whose product is annotated as glutamate ionotropic receptor kainate type subunit 4. The record is from RefSeq and is a predicted model, not a curated record. NCBI's taxonomy places the organism in Eukaryota, Metazoa, Chordata, Aves, Passeriformes, Pipridae. Gene Ontology annotation, molecular function: transmitter-gated monoatomic ion channel activity involved in regulation of postsynaptic membrane potential; kainate selective glutamate receptor activity. The transcript is spliced from 20 exons. Bases 248 to 3169 code for a protein of 973 amino acids. Gene Ontology annotation, cellular component: plasma membrane; kainate selective glutamate receptor complex; postsynaptic membrane. Gene Ontology annotation, biological process: synaptic transmission, glutamatergic; monoatomic ion transport; modulation of chemical synaptic transmission.